Molecule: messenger RNA, 1871 nt
Organism: Cololabis saira (Pacific saury)
Lineage: Eukaryota; Metazoa; Chordata; Actinopteri; Beloniformes; Belonidae
Gene: pdxp
Product: pyridoxal (pyridoxine, vitamin B6) phosphatase
Exons: 2
Coding region: 196-1140 (314 amino acids)
Cellular component (GO): cytoplasm
Molecular function (GO): phosphatase activity
Source: RefSeq, a predicted model, not a curated record
CGUCAAUGUUUAUGCUGUUCUCCGUGCAUGUAACCGAUGUAACCGCGCCAAGGUCUCUGCAAUGUGAUUCCUCUCCCAUGGUUUGUUGUUAUAUCGCCAGGCCCGUUUUUCUGCAACCCCAUUAUGCGCCAACCCCUGACAUGGGGCUUCACCACUAGCUGAAACAGACGGACUGACACCGAGGAAACCGCCGGGAUGGCUGGCGCCUUCGGCUUGAAGGGCUGCCAGAAGAUCCUGGGUCCGCAGCUCCGCAGCCUGCUGGAGGCGAAGGAGCUGUUCCUGUUCGACUGUGACGGGGUGAUCUGGCACGGCGAGGCGGAGGUGGCGGGGGCCGCCCGCGUGGUGAGCGCGCUGCUGCGGCGCGGGAAGAGGGUGGUGUUCGUCACCAACAACUCCACCCGGCCCCGGGACAACUACCUGACCAAGUUCCGCCGCCUGGGCUUCGCCGACGUGGCUCUGGAGCAGAUCUUCAGCUCGUCCUACUGCUCGGCCCUGUACCUGCGGGACGUGGUGCAGGUGCGGGGCCGGGUGUUCGUGAUCGGCUGCGAGGGGCUGCGGAGGGAGCUGACGGAGCUGGGGGUCUGCUGCCCGCAGGAGGAGGACGAGGAGGGAGCCUCCAUCUACACCUGCAACCUGCACACGGACGUCAGGGCGGUGUUGGUGGGCCACGAUGAUAAAAUGACUUUCCUCAAGCUGGCCAAAGCCUCCUGCUACCUGAGGGACCCGGGCUGCCUGUUCCUGGCCACCGACAACGACCCCUGGCACCCGCUGUCCGGGGGACGGAUCCUGCCAGGUUCCGGCUCCCUUAUCGCUGCCCUGGAAGUGGCAUCGGGUCGCAAGGCCACCGUGAUCGGCAAGCCCAGCCGCUUCAUGUUCGAGUGCAUCUCCAGCCAGUUCAGCGGGGUGGAUCCUGCCCAGUGCCUGAUGGUCGGGGACCGCCUGGAGACAGAUAUGCUGUUUGGGUCCAAUUGCGGUGUGGACACCAUGCUCACCCUGACCGGCGUGUCUCAGAUGGAGGAGGCCCAGGAGUACAGGAAUAGUGACCUGACCACCAACCACAGCUUUGUGCCUGACUACGUGGUGGACACCAUCGCUGAUUUCCUACCGGCUUUGGAGGAACUGGAGGAACAGAGCAACUGACAAGUUAUUUGGCUGCCAGUGUGGCUGUAGUUUGUUUCUGCUACAUUUUACAUUUGCACAAGAUAUUCCAAUUGAAAGUUAAUAGAUUUCUCAAAAACAAAUCAAUGUUUACGCAAAUAACCAAGACACAUAUUGGACCAAUAUGCCCAGCCAGAAUAAUCCGGAGUAAUGUGUGCAUUCGUUCGUGUUUCUUCCCGUGUCGUGAUCAUUUGUGACUUGACGGCUCCCUAUUGCUGUGUUUGAUUAUACUGCACUUUGUUCAUAACUUGUGUUUGAUAUUGAGUAUUUAAGCAUCCAAAAGGUAUUUUUGUAAAGCCAUGAAUUUUUCUGAAUUCAUGUGUUUUGAAGCUUUUCUUUUUUGCCACAAGGCAGAUGUGUGAAAUGUAGAAUUAUUCUCUAAAAUUUCUGCCUGGGUGUCACUUCUAGAUAAAAAAAAAAAAGUCAUGCGAGCAGAUUUUCUCAGCUCUGAUACGAGACCAAGUCAACAACCUCCCAGCCAGAUUGGUGAGGAGUUUAUUCACUUUCUGCCUUCCCGUCUUGUCUGUAUACUUGUGCCGACAUCCAUCCGAGUAAUAAACUGCUUACUGAAGCUCCUAGUUAGAGAAACAUUAACGGUGGCCAGUCUUGAGGCGUUGCUGUGAAAUGUCAAUGUUGUGGAUGUUUACCAUAUGGAGCAUGCCAGCAAUGGUAACAAUAAACACCUCAAAGUGAACCAGAUAUUCUUCAUUUAU